AUGUUGUGCAUCAAACCUACAUCGAUUUUAACCGCUCAUCCUCAACAACAACCAAAAUCAGAGUAUGUUUCAUUGAAAAGAGUGACUGUUGAAGCAACAAUACGAUCGUUUGCCGCUGAUGUUACAAUAAAACAAGUUUUUCGUAACGAUGAAGCAACACCGAUCGAAGCUGUCUAUUGCUUUCCCAUUGAAGAACAGGCUGCUGUUUAUGCAUUUGUCGCUCAUAUUGACGAUCGAGAAAUAAUUGCGAAUCUAAAAGAAAAACAGGAGGCACAACAAGAAUAUAGUGAUGCUCUUCGUCAAGGCCAAGGUGCCUAUUUACUGGAACAAAAUGAAAAAUCCCAGGACAAUUUUAUUAUCAAUGUUGGUGGACUUUUACCGGGCAAAGAAUGUCAUAUAACAAUAUCGUAUGUGACUGAACUCGAUCUUAUACAAAAUGGUCGGAAGAUUCGUUUUGUUAUUCCCACUACGAUUGCACCUCGUUAUAAUCCAAAUAACGGUGGUAUUGGUUCACCAGCUGAAACCAAUUCAAAAUAUGUUCAAACAAGUUCUUAUACCAUUGAUUUUCGAUGUCAAGUCGAUAAAAUGGGUGUCUCAAGUGUCAGUUCACCGUCACAUCCGAUUCAAGUGGGCUUUAGUCAAGAAGAUUUUUAUACGGUUGAAUUUGCUCAGCAAAAUACACAUCUGGAUCGAGAUAUUCUUCUCGAUGUGGAUCUCGUUGAGAACCGGUCGAAUACAAUUAUCGCUAUUGAAUCAGGCGCUAUUAUGGCUUCAUUUACGCCAACAGAAGAUGAUUGUCAACGUAUCAUGAAUAAUAUUGGAACAACGAAUGAAUUCAUUUUUGUUAUUGAUUGUAGUGGAUCAAUGAGAGAUGAAAACAAGAUCGGAUUAGCACGCCAAUCAAUGCUACUAUUUCUUAAAAGUCUUCCAGUCAAUUGUAAAUUCAAUAUUAUUCGAUUUGGAUCUUUACAUCAGUCGCUCUUUGACAAGAUUACGGCUGUGUACAAUAAAGAAAAUGUUCAAAAAGCUGAAGAAUAUAUGAAACAAAUGCAAGCAGAUUUAGGUGGAACUGAACUUUUAAAACCUCUUGAAUGGCUUCAACAACACAUACCAGAACAAGGACAUGCUCGACAAGUUUUUCUAUUGACCGAUGGAGAAAUUUCAAAUGUCGAUCAAGUAAUAGAUUUAUGCCGUUCAAUGGCAACAUCUACACGAAUAUUUUCGUUUGGUUUGGGUAAUUCGCCUAGUCGUUCGUUGGUGAAAGGUCUUGCUAGAGCAACCAAUGGUCGUUUUGCUUUUAUUCCACCUAAUAGUAGCGUUGAUAUUUAUGUCGGUGAACAAUUACAAAAAGCUCUUCAACCUUGUAUAACAAAUACACAAGUAAACUGGAAUUUGAAUACACUUGUAACGAGUAUUCCAACAAAGAUACCGCCAGUGUAUGUUAACGAUCGACUGCUGGUCUACGCAUUAGCCGAUGAUUUGACUUCACGAUUCGAUCAAAACGCUAGCGUAAAAUUCUAUGUUGAUCAACAUCCAUUGGGUGAAGCAAAUAUUAAUCGUAUACCGAACGUGAACAACAAUGGGACAAUCGCUCGACUUGCUGCUAAAGCACUUAUUCUUGAACUACAACAUGCGAAGACUCCAUCAAAGAAUAUUACAGGUUCAUUACAAACUCGGUUUCAACCAUCUCAGCAAGUAUCGACAACAGCUACGACAGAUGAAAAAGAUAUGACAAAGAAAAGAAUUAUUGAAUUAUCACUCAAAUAUAAAAUUCUCAGUCCAUACACUGCAUUUGUUGGCGUCGAAAAACGUGAAAACGGAAAUAAUGCCGGUAUGACCUUACGUGAAGUGCCCAUUCAAAUUUCAGCAGAUGAUCAACAUUUGACAAUAAGAAAUGCAAACGUUCCUCCUGCUAGGGCCUCUAGCGUAUCAUUUAUGAAGAAGAAUAUGAUGAUGAUGCCAACAUCAAAGUCGAGCUAUCGAUCGCCAGUCCCGGGAAGUAUUAAAAACAGAGAUUCGUCUCGCAGUAGUCAAGUUAAAAAAGAUGCCAUGGCUUCAAUGUCAAACUGCUUCGAGCCAGAAAGCUUUGCAGAGUGUACAUCAAUGAUGCACAGUCCUAGUAUAUUAACGUCCAGUUCAUCAAAUGCAAGAAGUUCAGAAGAGGCAUUGCCGAAAGACGAUCACAGUGUUGUUCGCUUUUUGAUCGAUAGACAAAACUUCGAUGGUCUAUGGGACCUAGAUUCGAAAACUAUGGAAAAAUUGGUAGGUCGAUCUUUGUCUGUGUUUUCGUCAUCGUACAAUCAUCAAGUUCUUAUUUCGGCUAUUAUUAUCAUCAUAUUGGAAACGCGUUACUCUUCACUGUCAGUUUUAUGGUAUGGUGUCGUACAAAAAGCACGUAAAUGCCUCGUCGAUUUACUCGACAAUGAUACUAAUCGAUUGGAAAGCCUAUUCGAGCAUAUUCGCCAACAUCUUUGA
This is a messenger RNA of Rotaria socialis, 2475 nucleotides long. NCBI's taxonomy places the organism in Eukaryota, Metazoa, Rotifera, Eurotatoria, Philodinida, Philodinidae. The record is from the annotation of a GenBank genome assembly.